CCAAUUUUCUACUCAUUGGGAUAUUACAAAUAUAUUAUUUUUAUUUAUUACUUCUUUUUGUCGUAAUAUCUUAUUAUCACUUGUAAAUGUUCAAUUUGUAACUUUUCCAUGUUUUAGAUAGAAUGAAACUUAAACUUAAAAACCAGUAAGAAUGAUUAUUAUCGUUUAGCUUAUUAUAUUUUAACACUGCCACUUUUAAAAUUAAUAAGUUUAUCAGGAACCAUUUAUUUCAGACAUCCAAAGGGUGCUUUCACCUUCCAAAUAGGGGGUAAAGUGUUUGUGACUUCAGCAUCUAAACUGUAGUGUAACCACUUAUUAACAAUUGGUCAGUUCAGUUUUUGAAAUGUGAUUCUUAAAAUCAAGGUUGUAUUUAUAUACAUGUAUGUCGUUUUUAAUUGUCUGUUUUCAUUUUACUACAAAAUUUACUAGCAUUAUUAGCUUAUCGUCAUCAACUCGAUCACCAAGGGUUCUAUGUUUUCUUCGUUGAGCUUAGGGAAAUAAAACUUUUAUCUUCUGUUGUUCAGUUAUGUGAAGAGAAUCAAAUGCUCAUAGUUGUGGUUAAACAAAGUGCUCAACCUACUUAGCUUUAUUGUCACGUCAUUAUGGAGGCCUCAGGAGAGUUCUGCGUUUACGAGGUAAAACCUGGAGAUUCACUGUCGGCUAUCGCUGCCCAGUUGGGUUUUGUAACCCCUACUCAGAUUGCUAGAGCCAAUCAUUUACCCCUCAUGAGUUAUGGCCUCCCUCCCGUUUUUCCUGGUCAACGUUUAAUUAUUCCAACAGCUGCACGUGCGAAUUGCAGUUCAACUAAAAUAAAGCAUCUUCCUGGUGUUGCGUUGCGCAUAGAAGAUAUGGAUAAGCAAAAUGUCGAUACUACAAGUAGUGGAUUUCUAGCUGUUCAACCCUUCUUUUAUACAACACGUGUUUUGAAUCCUAAUAAGUCCUAUCCCAUUGAUGAUGAUGCCCUGGAACGCCAAUUUGUUAAAGUGAAUGCCUUUCGUGUUCUAGAAAGUCUUGAUAAUUUGAUAGAUGGUGUUUUGCUGGUCACACCUGAAUCUUUGUGUUUCGACGCAAGUCAAACUGCAGUAGCUCAAAAACAGGCUUACAUUGCUUCUCAUUCUGAAUUAUCUUCAAGUGAUUAUAACAUUGAUGCUACUCAUAACAAAAUGAUUGAAUCGCAUCAUGACUCUGACAAUAAAUCAUCUACCUGCCAUGCUAAUAAUGUUGAAUUUUCUUGUUGCCAUAUUCCUCAAGAACUACUAAAUUUAGGAUUAUGCAUUCCAUUAGAUUCAAUCAUUGCCAUGAAAACGCUUGUUGAAAACGAUGUUAUACAUAUUUUAAAGUCCGAAUGUAAUGAUAAAAUAAAUUCAUUAUCCAACUCAACUUUGCAAAAUGAAAAGACAGAAGAACAUGUCAAUGUACAAAGUACAAAUGAAAAUACGAAGUCAACUGAUGAAAAUACUGAUAAUCAGCGAAAUGAUCCCAAUUUAUCCAGUAAUAUUGAUAAGGAACAGCUUGACGAAACUAGUAAAUCAAUUAUAAACGAUAAUUCCGUUGGUCUCUCCGAUAGCACUUAUGCUGUCAAUAUUGAUGAACAGUUGAAAACUCCUGAAAUUCCCUUUGAAAUCGAGACAACUUUGUCAACAUCAUCAUCAGUAUCAUCAUCACCGCACCAACUACCAACAACAUCUUUAGAAACAUUGAGUACAUCUGUGAGUCAAUUAUUACAAAAAGAAAAUAACAGUGAAGACAAAAAUGUAACUAACGUUACAAACGAUUUAUAUUUGAGAAUCACUCUAAUUGGAGAUAUAACUCAUAUAUUUCGUCUUGCUGUUGAUCGCCUCACUCAAGUCUACAGUUUUCUUUUACGUGCUGGUGUAGGCAGUUUAGACAAGCAUAUAGAAGUUAACAAUCAUUCUGAACAGGUCGUUAUUGAAAAUUCUGAUAAAGGACAGGCGUUAGAUUCUGAUUCUACAGUAUGUCAUCGUCGUAGUUUAAUUGAAGAAAUGUUAGAAAGUCUGGAACAAUCUAUUCAUGUACCAAUACUCAAUGGUGGUGAAAGCAGAAUAUUAACUAAUGACAUGCUAGUAGAUCUUAGUGUUAACUUUCCUGCAUAUUGGAGUAGUUCUAACUUAAAUUCUAUCUACAAAUCUGAAGAUGAUGGCUAUUGUUUAAACACAGUGUACAGAAAGUGUAAAGAUGUUGAAGGUAGUGUUUUAUUGCUUAUACGUGAUACAAUGGGCGUUGUAUUUGGUGCAGUUAUGUCGGAAACAAUGAAAUGUAGUAAACAUUUUUAUGGGACUGGUGAAACAUUUGUCUUUCAUUGGAAACCAACAUUUAAAAAAUAUUGUUGGACUAAGAAGAAUUAUUUUUUCAUGCGAGGAUCUCUUCAUUCAUUUCAUAUUGGCGGUCAAAGCGGACGAAAUGCAAUAUGGUUUGAUGAAUCAUUAAAAUAUGGUUGUAGUGAACCGACCGACACAUUUGACAAUCCUGUACUCAGUGGAAAUUUACCAGAUAUACAAUUCUCUUCUUUAUCAUUGAAUAAAUCUGAUAAAAAUGAGAAUGUUUUAAUAGAAAACAAUAUUAAUAAUGUACAUGUUAAUUCUAAUCCAUUAAAUCCAACGAUAAAAUCUUCAUCUACAGUAUGUGAUAGUGUUUCAUUCAUAAUUGAUACAUUUGAAUUGUGGCAAUUAAUCAGUUGUUAGUGUGAUAAAGUUUUACAUAUUUUAUUGUAUUUGAUCUAUCUAUGAUUUCUUGUUAUUAACUUAUUACAAAUCCAUGUUUGUUAAAUUGUAUGACAACUAUGUUAGUAUCCUUUUAUUUUUAUGACAUAUUGUAUGUAUAUGAAUGCUAAAUUGUGUAAUAAGGAUAGAAAUUGUCAAUCUUUUCUUUUUCCUUAGAUUAUGUUUGAUUGACUUGAUUGCAUUAUUAUUACUAUUAUUGUUAUGAGUUAAAGGAUCUAUGAUUUCAGCUUGAAAAUAAUAUGUUUACAGGCAGUAAUUAAUAGAUUGAAAUGAUUUCUCUCUUUUGUUUCGUCAUGUCAUUCCAUUAAUUGAUCAGUGUGCUUUGUUUCCUUUUUUUUGUAAAAUAGUUUCUAUUGUUUUUCGUUUACUAAAAUAUGAAUAAACAAAAGUAUCACACUUGCUUUUGUGUCAUUAUCCACAAUUAUUUCACUUCAUACCUACAAUAUAAUA
This is a messenger RNA of Schistosoma bovis, 3191 nucleotides long. The record is from the annotation of a GenBank genome assembly. Lineage: Eukaryota; Metazoa; Platyhelminthes; Trematoda; Strigeidida; Schistosomatidae.